Saprolegnia parasitica CBS 223.65 is the source of this 2094-nucleotide messenger RNA. RefSeq lists its product as hypothetical. The record is from RefSeq and is a predicted model, not a curated record. The coding region runs from base 1 to 2094 and encodes 697 amino acids. Lineage: Eukaryota; Oomycota; Saprolegniomycetes; Saprolegniales; Saprolegniaceae. The transcript is spliced from 11 exons.
AUGAAGCAGGCGUCGUUGCGCGAUUACACGGUCGUCUUUGAACAGGAGCGACAGGCGCUCGUCAAGGACCUCGAGACGAUGCGGAUGCAGCUCGUGCGGAAGGACGAGCAGCACAAGAAGGCGUCGGCGAUCACGAGCCAACAGACGGUCGCGCUCAAGAAGGAAGUGGCCGAGCUACUGAGCCAGAAAAGCCUUGUCGAAAAGGAGAGCGAGCUCUAUCAGCAAAAGUGCAAGGACCUCACGACGCUCCUUGAGACGUCGUACGACCAGCACGAAGAGGACCAGCUCAAAAUCGUCAAGCUCACCGAGACGAUGAAGCGACUAAAGAAGAAGUUUGACGAUGGUGUCGACAUGGCCAAGAAGGAAGCCAACGUCUCGGUCAUGAACUCGCACGAAGAGCGCAAGUCGCUCAAGGCCAACGCCGAGCGUCUGCGCUGCAAACUUAACACGGAGCGCAAGGAGUGGCUCGACGCCAAACAGGCGCUUACCGACCAGUGCGCCGAGCUCAAGACGCACGUCGAGUGCCUCGAGCGGGAGCUACGGGAAGCCCGCGUCCGGGAGAAAGCCCACCGACUCCACACCGAGCAAAUGCAAGCCGAACUGCGCCACGCAAAGCACGACGCAGCGUCCGCAGCCCAAGAGCUCCAGAUCCAAAAGCUCGCCAUCGACAAGUACAAGGCCGAGAUAUGCCGCGUCGUCGAGGACACGCGGAUCCAAGUGGAACGCGACUCGUCGAUCGGCGAGCGCCUCUUGAUGGCGCAGGAAGACAGCGUCUUGUACCUUCGCAGUCGGUCGCUGACGCUUGACGAGAACCGACGUCUGCAGCAGCAACUCUAUGCGCUGCACCAAAAAUACGAACGGCAAGCGCACAAGCACGACGAGGAGAAGGCGCAGGCAACGAUGCUCACGGAGGAGCUCAUAACGUUCAAGCGCGAGUCGCGUCGGCUCUCGGUCGUCCAGCAGGACGAAGCGUCCAAACAAAGGAAGCUGCUCGAGAUCGACCACCAGAAAAAAGUCCAACAACUCCAAAUGGCGUUUGAGCAUGAAAAGCACCAAGUCGAGCAGGAGGCCCAUCGGCGAUUGACGCUGCUUGAGAGCGCGAAGACGUCCCAGUUGGAGGAGGCGCGUCAGCGCGAAGCCAAUGCGCUCCACGAGACGCGCAUGCAGCUCGAGCAAGAAAAGCAGAGUGCGCUCAACAACGUUCAGCAGCUCUGUGAGACCACCCAAGCGCAAUUGCACACUGCAACCAAAGAGAAAGAAGUGCUGCACCUCGAGGUGCGCGAGCUUCAGCAUGCGCUCGAGCAGCACCGUGAAAAGGAGCGAAAGCUCAUUCAAAUCAUGGAGCACGCCCAGAAACUCAACUCGAAUUUGGAGGAAAAGUUGCAUGCGCAAGAGUGCAAGUACUAUGAUGCGCAAAAGCAGAUUGAUGACAUGGCGUCCAGCAUCAAGAGCCUCCAUGCGACGAUUCAAAACCAACGCGAGCUCAUGGAAGAGCUCGAGCGGUCGCGGCAAACCAAGACGGCCGAGCACACUCAAGACAUUUCGACACUGGAAAUGGAAAAAAUGGAGUUCUUGCGCCAAGUGACGCAGCUUCAAGAGCAACACUCGCAGGACCUUCUCGCGCUCGAGGUUCAAAAGCGCAACCACGAAAGCACAGUCAAGCAGCUCUCGACGGCGCAGCUCAGCGCCAACCGCCUCAUCGAGGAACAAGCCAAGACCAUCGAAGACCUAUUAGAGACGCGGAUGGCAGAGCCCUCGACGGGGUUUCCUACCGGUGUGUGCCACAACGCGCGCUGCGGCGAGCUCGCAGACGAGCUGCGGCGGCUUCAAGUCGGCGAGGGCGGAGAGUCGUAUGCUACGUUGCUCAAGCAAACCAACCACCAGCUACAGGCGCUGGAGCGAGAGAAGCAGAAGCUCCUGCGUGUCAUUGAAGACCAAGCGCUCACGAUCCAUGAGCUCACGAUUCAAGACUCGCCCAUCGAUGACGAAGAUGACGGCGGCAUUGGAGGAAAAGAGGUCCCAUACAACGAGGACGACGGGCUACGAAAGCCAUGGAAGCACAGCUCCGCGUCCUUGUCGCUGGACGACUUUUGA